AUGUCGCGCGCGACAGGCAGGCACACCCGCCCCAAGAAACUCAACGCCAAACAGAAUGUCCAGAUUUUUCGUGAGGAUCAAGUUGAAUCAUUGAUCGACUAUGAUUCUCAGAGAGCUCAAAUAGAAACUGGUGUUGAAAAGGCCGAGGAAGCCGAAUACCAUCUCCAACAAGCCAUCAAAGCGUCAGAAGUAGCAAAAGCUGAUUCCAAAAUCAAAGAUGCAUACAUCCCAACUCCACCUACCAUUGCAAAUGAUGUUCAAUAUGACGUCCUCUACCCCAAAGGCUUUCAACAGCCCGCAACAUACAUCCGCUUCUCAGCCACAGUCGAAGAUUGUGCUGGAGUGGCGUAUUGCAUGGAUGAGGAGGAUGAACUUGCCUUGAAAUUGCUCAACAAGACGUUACCUGCAGAGCAAGCUCCUUGUACGGAAGAUCAAUUUGAAGAAGUCAUGAACUUCUUCGAAGAAACCGCUCAGACAAAACAGCCUUUUGCUGCUGUCGAUAGUCCUCCCGUCUUACCUUUAGAAGAACUGCAAGAACAGUUUGACAAUAUCAUUCCUCCGCACGUGAGAAAUCUUUCCAAGUUCCUGUAUGAACAUUGGAAAUCCCGGCGGACCGUCACAGGAAACCGCGGGCUGGCUCCUCGACUCAAGUUUGAGACUGGUCAAGAAACAGAUGACUCAGAUCCAUAUGUUUGCUUUCGACGACGAGAACUUCGUCAAAUUCGGAAGACCAGAAAUAGAGACGCUCAGAGUGCUGAUAAGCUGCGGAAGCUUCGGCUGGAACUCGAAACCGCGCGGAAUCUUCUGCUUAUGAUCAAACGGAGAGAAUUCUUGAGGAAAGAAACCCUCGAGAUGGAUCGCCUGGUCUUUGAGCAGCGCCUAGCAUUCAGAGAAACAAAGAGAAAGUUGGGCAUGAAGGGAGACGAAGAUCUGCUCAUCAAUCAAAAGAAGCAGAAACUUCCAACUGGCAUGACUCCCAACCAAGCUGCUCUUGCUCACCAACUUCGAAUGCCCAUGGUUCCGGGUAGUGGCCCAGAAUUGCGUACUCUUGAGGAUGUAAUCGCUGCCAAGGAACGUGACAUGGAGAAGGAAAUCCAGACGAAUGUUGACAAGCAUAUCCGAUGGAAUGAGGGGUUCGUCGAUAAAACCAUGGCACCACUCACUCCUGAACUCGAACCCGAACAUCCAGAGCCAGAUGACCAUUUCCGAGAAGCAUUGGCAGCUAGUGUAUAUCUUCCAACGCCGCCAGCCAGUAUUUCAGAUGAAGAAUCCCAUCCACAACAAGAUGGUCCAGAUGUAAUAAUGAAAGACACGCCUCGCCCACCAACACCGAUCCGGUAUGCAACACCUCCCAGUGACGAUCAUGGUACACAGAUACCAUCUUUCCGAAGAAGACUAGGUAGAGGCGGUCGAAUCAUGAUAGAUCGAAAACUCCCUCGACCGAGACGAGAUCCUUCUGACGACGACAGAUUCAAGUUUGACUCCGAUGAUGAUGAAUCCUCCGUCUCGGAUUUGAGAACCGAUGAUGUUUUAGGCCGUAUGAUCCAGCGUGCUUACCUCAUGGGCAACAGUCGACCAACAGACGCCCAGGGGUUAUCAGCGAGGAAAGCUCAGGUCGAGGCUGGUGCUCCCAGUCAGUCAUCACCAGCAGGUCCACAACAGCAGCAGUCAACAUCUGCACCUUCUUGA
This is a messenger RNA of Exophiala aquamarina CBS 119918, 1689 nucleotides long. Its product is annotated as enhancer-polycomb-like protein. Gene Ontology annotation, cellular component: piccolo histone acetyltransferase complex. Gene Ontology annotation, biological process: regulation of transcription by RNA polymerase II. Lineage: Eukaryota; Fungi; Ascomycota; Eurotiomycetes; Chaetothyriales; Herpotrichiellaceae. The transcript has 3 exons. The coding region runs from base 1 to 1689 and encodes 562 amino acids. The record is from RefSeq and is a predicted model, not a curated record.